UUCCGGUACCCAAUAUUCAAAUCGCGGAGAUUAUCAUGUGAUGCGAGCGGGAAUGCGGACGUUUAUAGAAUCUUGAGCCGUAUCUUAAAUACUUUGAGUUCGUGGUCCGGCAGAUACCGAAAAGUGCUUCACAGUGAAGUAGUGCACGAAACAUGUAGCUCGCUCGGGCGCCCGCAGACGAUCAGCUGGACUUGUCGAUUCGCCCGUCGUCUGACAUGUCUGUCCUACCGAAAGCAGACGAAACAACUGACAUUAAGGGCGUGAUAUGCGUCUACUUGUCGUCGUGGAACCAUGUUAUGGGUCCUCAGCUGCUCUUCUGCUGGCGUUUAGAAUGCCCUCGCCAAGUCCACGACGCCGAAGGAGAUUGUCCCCAUUAUUUAAAAUGCCAUCAGUACCUGGAGAAUCCCGAAGCAUUCGUAUUGCGCAAUGAAGCACCCCAGAUUAGUCAAAAAGCUCCGACGGAAGGCUAUGUCCACAGCGUCCUCCAAAUCAUGCACGGCUGCUUGGAACGCCUGCAGACCCGGUCCUGCUUCUUAGUGUUGCCGGACAAACGAGUUGCCGUCCAAGCGGUGACGUUUCCCCUGGCCGGAGUCCCCGUCAGUGUAGCGGCCAUUUUUCCACUGCACGUGCUGCGAGACUUGUGGCACCUCCUCACUCUCAACGACCUCACCCUCGCACGCCUUUCCCUCAUAUGCCAGACUUCCGGGAAAGAGUUUAUGAAGAGCAUAAGUUCCGCGACCACCCUCCUCAACCGCUAUUUCGAGCUGUCCGAGUCCCUCCUCAAGACGCGGACUCUGGAUCGAAGGCUGUCGAUGAAUUCGCUCUGCAAAGACAACCUUCCAAAUGACGUGACAAGGAGAGCGCUCCAGUCCCACCUGCAGACCAGGAGGUGUUCCAUCAUCAUGGGUGACAACGUCCCUCAGGUGGACAGUGUGCUGAACAUGAUGACAUCCCUUCUUGACCACGAAGAACUUCUGUGUUCCUCCUGGGACCGACAUCGUCACAAACCGGUCCCUCAGUACUGGCCCGGUCUGUACCUGCAGGGACUGGUGGUGGGUCCGCCAGACGGGAACAGGCACGGCUCGGCGUCACCCCUGUCGGCGCGAGAACUGCUCUGGGCACCGCACCCCUCGACAGUGGUUGACGCGUCGCAGGGGCGCGUGUGGCGUUCACCCCUGCACGUUGGAUUUCGUGGGCCCCUCACACGAAAGUUGAAGACUGCGCGAACCCCGGUGCCGGAAUCCCACGUCUCGAUAUUUGUGCAACAAAUGCUACAAGUGUCCGGCAACGACCGGGCUGUGGAGCACGUCCUCCUUUCCUUCAAACAGUUCCUCAGGGUUAAAGCGAUGGCUCUCAUAAAAUGUGCUUCACGUUCAAGGAGAUCUAUGUCCACAAAGUACCUGCAGUCUGCCUUAGCACUUCCGUACCUGUCAGACUUCGAGGUUGUGCUGGCAUAUGCCGAAAAGCUACGGCCUGGUCUGUGCCAGUAUGUUGUGCCCUCAACAUGACUGCCUUUCUCCGAGGCAGCUUUCAGUCCUCGUGUAAAUAAAGUUCGGUACUCAUGUAA
This is a messenger RNA of Ornithodoros turicata, 1567 nucleotides long. RefSeq lists its product as uncharacterized. The record is from RefSeq and is a predicted model, not a curated record. Lineage: Eukaryota; Metazoa; Arthropoda; Arachnida; Ixodida; Argasidae. Gene Ontology annotation, molecular function: guanyl-nucleotide exchange factor activity. The transcript is spliced from 9 exons. Gene Ontology annotation, cellular component: endosome; autophagosome. Bases 216 to 1508 code for a protein of 430 amino acids. Gene Ontology annotation, biological process: autophagy; endocytosis.